Messenger RNA from Cyprinus carpio (common carp), 3501 nucleotides. Its product is annotated as branched-chain-amino-acid aminotransferase, cytosolic-like. The record is from RefSeq and is a predicted model, not a curated record. Gene Ontology annotation, molecular function: oxidoreductase activity; branched-chain-amino-acid:2-oxoglutarate transaminase activity. Lineage: Eukaryota; Metazoa; Chordata; Actinopteri; Cypriniformes; Cyprinidae. Gene Ontology annotation, biological process: L-leucine biosynthetic process; L-valine biosynthetic process. Gene Ontology annotation, cellular component: mitochondrion.
AAGCAGCGGUUCUGCACCUCAGACAUGUCCGACAGAGACCGUUCCCAGUUCAGUCUACUAGAGCUUUGGAGCUUGGAGCACCUGCUGGAGCAGCGCUGUUAAGUUAAGAAGAGUUGGGAAACCUGGAAUUGGAUCAUAUUUCAGUCGAUUCAGUCGGACUUGGCGAACUGGUUCCUCAAGUUCACUAAAUAGCUUCAAAAUAACGAUUCGUCCAGGAAGCGAUCAUCUGUAGUUGACUCACACCCACAUGACAUCGGUACCACUCUAUCAGAUGACUUCUGUAUAUUAGGAACCGCUUACUCGAGCAGACUCUGUCAGACCUGUGCAGACAUUUGAUAUUAUUUACAUUAGCUGCAUAAGUACUCAUAAGUGACCGUGUAAGGUACGCUAGGAGCAUGGCUUGUGCUCAGCGGUAUCUCAACAAAGUGGUCAUCGUUACUGGGGGCACUAGAGGCAUUGGAAGGGGCAUCGUUAAAGUGUUUGUGCAAAACGGAGCCAAAGUUGUGUUCUGCGCACAAGAGACUGAAUUGUCAGCUGGCCAGUCUCUUGAAUCUGUGCUGAAUCAGGAAGGACCCGGAUCAUGCACUUUUGUGUCAUGUGACGUGACAAACGAGGAUGACAUCAAGCGAUUAAUCAAUGUGACGGUUGAGAGGUUUGGACAAUUAGACUGUUUGGUGAACAAUGCUGGGUGGCACCCCCCUCACAAGACCACAGAUGAAACCACUGCGGAAGAGUUUAGAGACCUGCUUAAUCUGAACCUCAUCAGUUACUUCCUUGCUUCAAAGUAUGCACUGCCGUAUCUGCGUAAAACACAAGGAAACAUCAUCAAUUUGUCCAGCCUUGUCGCCUCAAUAGGUCAAAAAGACGCGGCUCCCUAUGUGGCAACCAAGGGGGCCAUCACUGCCAUGACUAAAGCAAUGGCUGUGGACGAGAGUCGCUAUCAAGUGAGAGUGAACUGCAUCUCUCCAAGCAAUAUAAUGACGCCUCUGUGGGAGGAGCUUGCAGGCCACACAGAAGAUGCUGCUGCCACUUUUAAGGGAGGAGAAAAUGCUCAGUGGUCCAAUCCGGAACGCAGAGAUCAGUCAGUCCCGGGCUGCUGCUCCCACUCGGACUCGUUUACCAUUCAUCACACCGCAGCUAUGGCAGCGAUCAGGACGGCACUGAAUGGACGCUUUCUCCAGCCUCUCUCCCUGUCAUGUGGGUCGUUGCGAUUCGUCAGUUCUUCCUUUAAGGCUGCAGACCUUACCAUAGAGAGGAACCCUGUACUGAAGCCAAAGCCAGACCCCUCAACCCUGGUGUUCGGCAAGCAGUUUUCAGACCACAUGCUGACAGUCAGCUGGUCUGCAGCAGGAGGAUGGGAGGCACCUCAGAUCAAGCCCUUCCAGAAUCUGUCCCUUCACCCUGCUUCCUCCGCCCUGCAUUACUCCAUAGAGCUAUUUGAGGGCAUGAAGGCUUUCCGCGGAGUAGAUAACCGCAUCCGUCUCUUCAGGCCUAUGCUGAAUAUGGAGCGCAUGUACCGGAGCACGGAGAGGAGCUGCCUGCCUUUGUUUGAUAAGGACGAACUGAUAAAGUGUAUCAAUAAGCUGAUUGAGGUCGACCAAGAAUGGGUUCCUUACUCCACAGACGCCAGCCUGUACAUCAGACCAACCUUUAUAGGAACUGAACCUUCUUUAGGUGUGUCUCGAGCAGGUCAUUCUUUGCUCUUUGUCAUUAUUGGGCCCGUUGGACCUUAUUUUGCAACUGGAGGCUUUAGUCCAGUGUCAUUGCUGGCAGAUCCUCGAUAUGUCCGGGCCUGGAGGGGCGGCGUUGGAGAAUACAAGAUGGGAGGUAACUACGGGCCGACGAUUGCGGUUCAGAGCGAGGCGGCCAGGCAGGGCUGCCAGCAGGUCCUCUGGCUGUACGGAGAGAAUGAGGAGAUCACUGAGGUCGGAACCAUGAAUCUCUUCAUCUACUGGACCACAGAGAAAGGAGAGAAAGAGUUGGUCACCCCUCCACUUGAUGGCGUCAUUCUUCCAGGAGUCACCCGGCAGUCACUGCUAGACCUUGCCAGAGAAUGGGGGGACUUCAAAGUGACAGAGCGCAGAGUUUUAAUGAAGGAGCUGAUAGACGCUUUAGAUGACGGACGGAUUCUGGAGGUGUUCGGUUCGGGCACUGCAUGCGUGGUGUGUCCAGUUGGCAGUCUGCUCUACAGAGGACAGACUUACCAAAUUCCCACAAUGAAGAACGGUCCGGACCUUGCUAAGAGAUUCCAUAAGGAGCUCACCGACAUCCAGUAUGGACGCACUCAGAGGGACUGGGCGCCAGUGAUCGUCUAACGAUCUGAAGCUGGUUUCAUGUCUAAAACCUCUCAUCUCAAGUGUUUGUGUGUAGACUAAAGAGACGGGUGUUAUUCUACAGUAACAACCUUUCUGAACAGAAAACCACCUAUUACAUGUAUGCAGUCUUUCUAAAUGACCUUACAUACUUGCUUGGAUAUCCAUAUGGCACAAUUUGUAGCACUAGAGAUCGUCUUUAAACUUGAGCACAAGCGUCAUAAGCCAUAUAUAAGCAACUAUAGGCAACAAGCAAGUAUGUUCUCCUUACAAUAGUUACUGAUCCAAUCUUUAAGCUUUUUUUUCUUGUUUUACCAACAAGUCAUGCUUUUGCUGUUUCCUUUUUGUCUCCUAAAAUGUUAUUUUCUACAACCUUCAUCCGUAUUAACAUUUCAAAUUUCAUAUCGUGGGAAUGGUGCUAUGAAAUCAGGCAGUUGAGAAGGAUCAGACUUCUGCACAUAAUCAUUUUAAUGUAAAUGUUCAUUGACGUUCAUGAGCUGCUUGUUUGUGUAACGCAAGAGAUCAGAUGUCCUAAUUUUCUUUCUUACUGACAAGAGGACAGACAUUCAUUCAUUUUGCAUUAAACAGUUGUUUAAUAUAGAAGACACUAAAUUGUGUAAAUGGUUGUAUAUGUCUAUCUAGAGAAGAACAAGGACAGUGUGUUAUCGCCAGAUUUAGAUGAUUUAAAACCAUGAGCUGAACUUAUGCACGCACAAAGGGCUUCAGGACGGCCCGGACAUAGCAGCUCUAGAGACCACUAGAAAAGUCUUGAUGUGAUCAUUACUCGGCUCUGUGUGUGUUAUCUAUAUGAUAUAUUUGGAACAACAGUGUGACCUAUAUGUACAUGUGUUUGUGAAAUAUGUAAUGUUCACUGAACAUGUAGAAUGUAUCGGUUUUAACUUAUUCCUGGUGUUGUUUUAAUGGCUAGAAUACCUAUCGGCUCAUUGUGAACCCUCCUCGUUUCAGUUUUUCCCCUUCAUUUUUAAUGUGUUUUAAUCCAUGCACUCCACAUCUCUUCUGUCUAAGUGCCUGAUGGAGUUGGCUGUAUCUUUCACAUUUGUCAUUAUUGUGGUGAGGGGGCUGCUGCAGCACUCAUGAUUGGUUUGUUUUGUUUGAAGGGUUUUCGAAGUAGAUGUCUUUACUUUUCCUGUUACUGUAUUUUUACAAAUAAAUUUAGUUUGCAUCCAAA